AGACGGGGUUUGAUCCGCUCCUAGCUGCCACAGAGCGGCUGUUAGCCGAUUAGCUCCGUCGGCAGUUAGCGUUAGCUCCAGGCUAGCGCCCCCAUUCAUUCCUAACGAGGCGCGCUAGUCGGCUGCUAGCAUUAGCUCCUGGCGCAUUUCACAGCUAACGAGCUACCUCCACCUGAAAUCUGUGACUGAGUGAAAAACUCCACCCGGGCUGAGCGGGCACAGGGUGGAGGCUCGUCCUGAGCCGGGCUGUGAACGUUAUUACACGUUUAUGCAACGUUACGGCGCCUCGGCGCUGUUAGCUCAGCACACCGCGGUGCUACGUGCUAACAAGGACCGAAGCUAUGUGGCUAACCGCCGAGAGUAAACAAAAGUAAUCCGGAGAUUAGAGCUCGGACUCGGCCGCGGAGCUUCGUGUUGACACCGGGGGAGGACAGCACGAUGCCCGCUGUGUGUGUCACUGUUCACGGGUUUGAACUGAAACAUUUUCUGCUUUUAACAGUUUGUGACUCUCAGGCUGGAUUCAACUUUUCCAGACUUUGUUUUAUUGUAAAAACUGUUGACAGAUCAUCACAACAGACCCGGACACUUUAACAACUGAAGACUGAGGUGAUCAGACAAUAACGUACGAGCCAGAACCAGCUUCAGAUUUACUUCAGGUUCGUUUUCUUUGAACAUCCUGAGACCCGAGCACAGUGUUGUGGUGCCGGGAACACACACACACACACACACACACACACACACACACACACACACACACACACACACACAGCCUGUGGAGUUAUUCCUGAUGUCACAUCAUCUUUGAGGAUGAAACAUUCGUGUCAGAUGUCUGUCCUGAUGUUCUGACGCCGGGUAAACGUCACUGAGACAGAAGCAUCACGCCGCUCGACGCUCGCGUGUAACGUCCUCGGAGGUCGCCUGCGUCGUAAAGUUUUAGUCUGUUGAAGCUGCUGAUGUACAAACCUCCACAGUGCUAGACCUCGUCUCACCUGUCGGCGUCCGCGCACUCGGUGACACGCGGUAUGUUUGGUGCUAACCGGAAGAAGUUUAUGGAGGGAGGGGUAGAGAGCGACUACGCGGACGACUCCAGCCUCUACUACACCCAACAGUCCAUGUUCCCUCCACACCGCGCUGACAAAGACAUGUUGACGUCUUCCUCUGCUUCCUCGACGGGUCAGCUGUCACAGCUCGGGGCCAGUUUGUACGGCCCGCAGAGUGCGUUGGGGUUUCCCAUGCGGGGGAUGAACAGCAGCGCGGCGCCUCAGCUAAGUCGAAGCGGGUUGAACCAGUCUGCCAGUCAGCUGCCCAGCCAUGCCAGUACAGCCAACACUGGCACGAUGCACACGCCUCCCUCACCGAGCAGGGGUAUUUUGCCAAUGAGCAGCCGGAGCGUGCUGAACCACAGCCAGCAGGUGGGGGGGCCGACGGGGCAGUCGGGCAGCAUGGUCGGAGGAGUCGGAGGAGAGAGAGGAGGCGGCGGUGGAGUAGGAGCGGGGAGGAGCAGCAGCAUGGGGAGCCCGAGCCGGUCGUCACCGAGCAUCAUCGGCAUGCCCAAACAGCAGCAAGCACGGCAGCCGUUCACCAUCAACAGUAUGUCGGGGUUCGGUGUGAACAGGAAUCCCGGCUUCAACAUGAACAAUUCUCUCUCCAACAACAUCUUUAACGGCACAGACGGCAGUGAGAAUGUGACAGGGUUGGACCUGACAGACUUCCCGGCGUUAGCAGACAGAAGUCGGAGGGAUGGAGGUUCGAAUCCCACCCCGCUGCUCAACCCGCUGGCCGGUCGGGCUCCUUACGUCGGCAUGGUAACCAAGCCGUCCAGUGAACAGUCGCAGGACUUCUCCAUCCACAACGAGGACUUCCCAGCUCUCCCUGGGCCGAACUACCAAUCGAAAGACCCCACCAGCACCAGCGAGGACAGCAAAACGGACUUCUUUUUCCCUCCGUUUCUGUCCAAUCAGAAUCUGAACUCAUCAGGAAAGCCCGCCUCUAACUCAGAUGGUCCAAAGUUCCCUGGCGACAAGAGCUCCGCGCCUAGCAACAACAACCAGCAGAAGAAAGGGAUUCAGGUGCUUCCUGACGGCCGUGUGACCAACAUCCCGGUCGGCAUGGUAACGGACCAGUUCGGGAUGAUCGGCUUGCUGACGUUCAUCCGGGCGGCAGAGACGGACCCCGGCAUGGUCCACCUGGCACUGGGCUCCGACCUCACCACACUCGGCCUCAACCUCAACUCACCCGAGAAUCUCUAUCCUAAGUUUGCGUCUCCGUGGGCGUCGGCUCCGUGUCGACCGCAGGACAUCGACUUCCACGUCCCCUCUGAGUAUUUAACCAACAUCCACAUAAGGGACAAGUUAGCAGCUAUCAAGUUGUCUCGGUAUGGUGAAGAUCUGCUGUUUUAUCUCUACUACAUGAACGGAGGCGACCUAUUACAACUGCUGGCUGCAGUAGAGCUGUUUAACAGGGACUGGAGGUACCAUAAAGAGGAGCGGGUUUGGAUCACCCGGGCUCCGGGUAUGGAGCCCACGCUGAAGACCAACGCCUACGAGAGAGGGACCUACUACUUCUUCGACUGCCUCAACUGGAGAAAAGUGGCCAAGGAGUUUCAUCUGGAGUACGACAAACUAGAAGAGCGACCUCACGUUCCCUCCACAUUCAACUACAAUCCUGCCCAGCAGGCCUUCUGAUUGGCUCUACCUCCUUCCUGCCUGCCUGCCAUUGGCCCCUCCUGGCUCAUCAUCAUCUCCCCUCUCUAGGUUUUUUCCCACCUCCACACACUCAAAGUGAAUCUGGCCAAUAAGGACUCAGGACGGGAGAGGACGUCCUGGUUUCUCCCAAACGCUUCACUGAAUAGACUUUAUGAUUUUAACUUUUUCGUUUGUUCUUUACCUCAUCUUCUUCUUUUUGUUUUGUUUUAUUUCCCGCCCUCCUCCAUGAGUUUGGUUUGGUUGGUCUGUUAUGUGGCGUGCAGACUUGAUGUCAGCAGACAGCACAGUACAACACACACCGACGCGAGCGAGCGAGCGCUGUAAAUAAGCGUCCACCUGACGAGCGAUUCACGUUUCUAUUCAGUCUUUAAGAAUCGACUAUUUUUGUCUAGAGAAGCUUUUAAGAAGAACCAGAUUUUAACACAGAAUAAAAUCGCCCGUCACGAUGGAUGAUUAUUUACCACGGCGUCUCAGCUCGGACCUUUUUUUUUGACAGGAACUCAACAUAUUUAUCAUCUUUUAUUUUUACCAGGUUUGUUUCUGUCAGAUCAGAUCACACAUCAGCAGACAGCCGAGAGUCAGGAGAGGAAAUGCAAUGUACAUUGUAGCACUAUUUCAUAAUAAAAGAAGAAAAAUAU
Molecule: messenger RNA, 3343 nt
Organism: Larimichthys crocea (large yellow croaker)
Lineage: Eukaryota; Metazoa; Chordata; Actinopteri; Sciaenidae
Product: CCR4-NOT transcription complex subunit 2-like
Exons: 15
Coding region: 1023-2684 (553 amino acids)
Biological process (GO): regulation of DNA-templated transcription
Cellular component (GO): CCR4-NOT core complex
Source: RefSeq, a predicted model, not a curated record